AUGACGUUAGUUUUUAUCUUCUUCCUCAUUCUCCUUCCUCUCUUAGCCUCAUCAGUAAAGAACCAGGUAUACAUAGUGUACUUUGGUGCACACAGAUCAGGAGACAAAACAUUGCAUGAAAUAGAAGAGACACAUCUCUUAUAUCUUUCGUCCGUGAAGGAAACAGAAGAAGAAGCAAGAAUUUCUCUUGUUUAUAGCUAUAAGCAUAGCAUCAAUGGCUUUGCUGCAUUACUUACACCAGAUGAAGCCUCAAAACUAUCUGAGUUAGAUGAAGUUGUGUCCGUUUUUCAAAGUCGCGCAAACAAGUACUCGCUGCAGACAACAAGAUCAUGGAGUUUCUUAGGGUUAGAUGGAUUGGAAGAUGAAAAUAUGUAUGAUUGGAAUAAACUAAUUACCUCUGCAAGAGAAUUGCUAUCAAAAGCUAAAUACGGCGAGGAUGUUAUUGUUGGGAUCAUAGAUAGCGGUGUAUGGCCAGAAUCAAAGAGUUUUAGUGAUAAGGGGAUGAGACCUAUUCCAGAAUCAUGGAAGGGAGAUUGUUCGAUGGUUGGAGAAGAUUUUAACUCCUCACAUUGUAAUAGGAAAAUCAUUGGAGCAAGGUACUACAUUGAAAACUUCGAACGAUAUCACGGCCAACUAAAUGACUCAGAGGACAGUCGGUCACCGCGUGACUUGGAUGGGCAUGGAACUCAUACAGCCUCAAUCGCAGUUGGGCGAAGUGUUAGAGGUGCAGCGGCAUUGGGUGGAUUUGGUCUUGGGACUGCAUCUGGUGGAGCUCCAAAGGCGCGUCUUGCAGUAUACAAAGUAUGUUGGACUAUGCCUAAUCAACCAAAAGCUCGGAAGUUCACAUGUUUUUCAGCCGACAUACUAGCAGGCAUUGAUGAUGCCAUUGCAAAUGGUGUCCACGUGUUGAGCAUUUCUAUUGGCAUGCCUGUACAUGAUCAUUAUGAUGAAGAUGGUAUUGCAAUUGGUGCACUUCACGCCAUACAAAAUAACAUUCUAGUGGUGUCUGCUGCUGGGAACUCAGGCCCUAUCCCAGGAUCAGUGGUGAAUAUGGCACCUUGGAUUAUCACUGUAGGUGCUAGUAGCAUAGAUCGAAAAUUCCUAGGUCCUCUUACGUUAGGAAAUGGAUUGAAAUUAAUGGGGCAAACAGUAACACCAUACACGUUAGAAGAAAUGUAUCCAUUAGUAUACGCAGGAGAUGCUGAAGAUAUCGGUGUUGCCCAGCAUGAAAAGGGACAAUGCCUUGAUGGUACUCUUUUACCAGAAAAAGUUACAGGAAAAAUAGUAUUGUGUGGUAAUCGAUCAGGAUUACGAGGUUCGACAGUGGAAAAAUGCGCUGAAGUGAAAAGAGCUGGGGGUGUUGGUUUCAUCUAUGAGAAUAAUCCAACAAUGGGUUCAGAGUUAGUGGUUGAAACUCAUCUUCUUCCGACCAUUGCAUUAACGGUUUCUGAUGCGAUGAUAGUCCGCAAGUACAGCAAGUUCAUUGAGAAUGCAACGGCAACCAUUGGAGUAGCAAAGACGGUGUUACACAAUAAGCCAGCACCAACAAUUGCGGGCUUCAGUAGUAGGGGUCCAAGUAUGGUUGAUCCUCAUAUUCUUAAGCCUGACUUAGUGGCUCCAGGUUUGAAUAUAUUGGCAGCAUGGAGUGAGAAAUCAUCUCCUACCAGGUUACUAAACGAUCAUCGAAGAGUCAAGUAUAAUAUUUUUUAUGGUACUUCUAUGGCCGCUCCUCAUGUGGCUGCCAUUGCUUCUCUUUUGAAAGCAAUUCAUCCUAAAUGGAGUAAUGCGGCUAUAAAAUCUGCUAUCAUGACUACAUCGUCAAUGAAAAACAACGAGGAUUCUUUCAUACUUGAUUCUAAUGGUGUUGCUGCGACUCCCUUUGCACUUGGCUCUGGCCACGUCUCACCAAUAAAAGCUGUAGAUCCAGGUUUAAUAUACGACUGUUCCUACACAGAUUAUCUUAGCUAUCUUUGUAGUGGAGGGUUCAAACAUAUCAACGGGUUGAGUAGUUUUGACCCAACAUUCAAAUGUCCCAAAGACGAUAUCCCACCAUACAAUCUCAAUUACCCAUCACUGGCACUUCCCAAUAUUAAAGGCAUGGUAACAAUUUCUAGAAGUGUCACUAAUGUUGGAAAUCCACCUUGUGUUUAUUACUUCAAGGUCGAACAGCCAUAUGGAAUAUCUGUGGAAGCCUUUCCUGAUAUUUUGGACUUUGAUCAAAUUGGCCAAACAAAGAAAUUCACUAUUCGAAUCACUCCAAAUGAGAUUGCUAAGAAGCAUCACAAACACAAUUAUGCCUUUGGAUGGUACGCUUGGAUUAAUGUUGAUCAUGAUGUAAGAAGUCCAAUUGUAGUUUCUUUGGCACAAGUUUGACCCUUUUUCUUUUUUUUUUCAUUAUUCUUCAACAUGAAUCCUAGUUCAACAAUAAAUAGUUCUACAUGGUUUGUUUUACUUGCACACUUUCCCUUCAGUCUCUUCUCUAACCACUCUCCCUUGAACAUUUUCUCAAUAUCUCUUUACCAAAAUGGGUUCACUUGAAUUUGAUUACAAACCCAACAAGGCUACUUUAUCAUCAGUUAUGGAACAACUGAAUCCAUUACACCCUAAUGAAUUCAGAAGGAAAGGCUACAUGAUCAAAGACUUUCUUGCUG
This is a messenger RNA of Tripterygium wilfordii, 2651 nucleotides long. RefSeq names its product subtilisin-like protease SBT5.6. The transcript is spliced from 10 exons. Gene Ontology annotation, molecular function: serine-type endopeptidase activity. The record is from RefSeq and is a predicted model, not a curated record. Lineage: Eukaryota; Viridiplantae; Streptophyta; Magnoliopsida; Celastrales; Celastraceae. The coding region runs from base 1 to 2373 and encodes 790 amino acids. Gene Ontology annotation, biological process: proteolysis.